Molecule: messenger RNA, 2229 nt
Organism: Chrysoperla carnea
Lineage: Eukaryota; Metazoa; Arthropoda; Insecta; Neuroptera; Chrysopidae
Product: transforming growth factor beta activator LRRC33-like
Exons: 5
Coding region: 1-2229 (742 amino acids)
Molecular function (GO): protein binding
Source: RefSeq, a predicted model, not a curated record
AUGACGAGAAUUAAAAUUGUAUAUUGCAUUUUGAUAAUUUCAUUUCCGACAAUAUAUUCACAAUUAUGGGGUUCGCCAUUCAUACCACAAGUCAUUGAAACAACAACAUUUCAACCGAACUAUGAUUCAUUACCAACAGAUGAGAAAAAUAAAAAUUGUCCAAUAUAUAAUCGCCAUGAACCAUUGGUGACAUUAACAUACAAUGAAUUUAGAGAUUCGUCAAAUAAAGUAGUCCGAAUAUAUGAUGAUAUCGAACAACCUCUAUCAAUAUCAUCAUUUUUUAUAACAAGAAAUAAACGACUUAUUAAUCGGCACAGAGAAUGUGUAAACGGAAAUUAUUAUAGUGACAACUGUGAACAAUGGAACAACGAAUGUGAACAAAAAUUUAGAUUUAAUAAUUGUAUUCAAAUUGAGGAUACACCAGUUUUAUUAUAUUUAGAUAUAUCAAAUGAUCUAAGUCAAAAUAAAUUAACAGGUUGGGAUAGUUUAUUACUUGAAAAUCUAAAUUUAAAAAAAUUGAAUUUAAGUUACAAUCUAAUUGGGAAACUAGAUGAAAAUGCUCUUGCCAGUAUUGAAUUUGUCGAUAUUUCACAUAACUUUUUAUUACAAUUUAAUUUAAAUUAUACCCAAAAUAACUCCAUUCCAUUAAAUUUUUUAAACAUUGCAAAUAAUCAAUUAGAAUCAAUUUAUUUAUCAAAUGCUGUAAACUUACAAACAUUAGAUAUCUCACAUAACAAAAUUAAAUCAUUGACAAAUUGUAUUCUAAAUUCCAAUCUAUUAUUUGUAAUAUAUGCUUCUUAUAAUAAAAUCAAUGAUUUUGAUACAUCAAAUUUAAUCGGGUUAAAAUAUUUAAAUUUAUCAAAUAACAACAUAGAAUUCAUAAAUUCAACAACGUUAACAACAUCAUUAAUUGAAUUAGAUUUAUCAAACAAUACAAUUAUAUUGCAAUCAAAUAUGAAUGAAACAGGUUACAUAAAAAACAGUCUUAAAAAUUUAGAGGGUACAACAUCGUUACUUUUACAUAAAUUUGAGGAAAUUGAUGAAUUGCAUGACAUAAAACAUGAUGUUAAAGCUGAUUCAUUAAUCGAAGCACCAACUUUUACAACAGAAUACUACGAUUCUGAUUUUUCUCUUAUAUUUAUUGGUGAUGAAAACGUGGUGACGUUAACAUACGAGAAAUUCAGAGAUUCAAUAGAUAAAGUAGUCCGCAUAUCCGAUGAAGUGGAACAACCUAUAUCGUUAUCAUCAGUUUUUAUUACACGAAAUAAACAACGAAUUUAUCAAUACGAUUGUGAGUAUCAUUACAGACGUUGGGAAGAUUGUGAGCAAAAAAACACCGAAUGUGAAUUGGAUGCCAAAUCUCAUGAAGAGUGUAUUCUAAGCGAUAUUACAAAGGCACCUGUUUUAAUUUUAUUAGACAUAUCAAAUGGUCAUGUACAAAAUUUACAUUCAAAUACAUUUGCAACGGCUUCGGAGUGUUUACAAUGUCUCGUAUUAAAUUCAAACGAGAUUACAAAAAUACCAAAAGAGAUAUUUUCUUCAUUAAAUAAUUUGGAAUAUUUAUAUUUAAGUCAUAAUAAAAUCACUGAAUUGAAUAUAUCGCCAUUAACACAAUUAAAAUAUUUAAAUUUAUCAAAUAACAACAUAGAAUUCAUAAAUUCAACAACGUUAACAACAUCAUUAAUUGCAUUAGAUUUAUCAAACAAUACAAUUAUAUUGCAAUCAAAUAUGUUUGAAUACUCAUCUAACUUGGUUGAAUUAUUUUUAAAUAAUAAUGCAAUUAAUGAUGUACCUGUAAAUACAUUUUAUGAAGAUUAUAAUACAACAAAUUAUUUCAUACAAGCAACAACAGAAGAAUCAGUUGUUAUCAAUACUCAUGUAAAUAAAGAGAAUUAUCUUCGAGAUAUGAUUAAUUUAACUAAUCAACAGGAACAUUUAUCGUCUGUUUUGUUAAAUAAUGAUUCAUCCUUGAAUCAAUUUCAAUAUGAUUAUAGUAUUAAAUAUAAUAAUGAAUCAAUGCCACCAUUAUUUUCAGCUUUAUUACAAAAUAUUAAUAAAAUUAUUACAAAUAAAACUGAUGAAAUAAAGGAAAGUCUUCAAAAAUUAGACAAUACUACAUCGUUGCUUUUGAAUAAAUUAGAAAUAUUUGAAAAAAAAGAUGUAAUUAAGAAACAUGAAGUUGAUGGAAUAUAUAUAGAUGCAGAUUUGUCACCUAUUAAUGCCUGGUGA